Molecule: messenger RNA, 839 nt
Organism: Gopherus evgoodei (Goodes thornscrub tortoise)
Lineage: Eukaryota; Metazoa; Chordata; Testudines; Testudinidae
Exons: 4
Coding region: 39-716 (225 amino acids)
Cellular component (GO): membrane
Source: RefSeq, a predicted model, not a curated record
CACAGGCUAGGGCAAAUUGACUAUAUACUUCAACAGCUAUGAAACAGCAAGCUGGGAAAUUCUACGUCUACACAGUGCCUCUUCUCCUGUUCUCCUUGUGGAUGGUUGUCUUCAUUUGUGCAGAAGAUGCAGCAAAAGAGAAUGCAACCAUCACCCUCAACUCUCCUGCUACGGCACCCACCGCGGUGCUGCCCCUAGUGGUGACCACCCCUGAGCCGUGGCAUCCAUUUGUGGCUCAGAUUCCAGCCAAGGAGAAAGCCAAAGAGGGCGAAACUGUGGCCCUGAAUUGCCAAUUUCACAGUCCCUGGGGCCCAUCCCUGAGCAAGCUGACAGUGAAGUGGUACAAAGUGGAUGAAAAGGGGCAGAGGGACCUACUGGAGAACAAUGUGACUGUCUUGACAAACUACUCCAGGGUUUUCAUACAUGGGAACUUAUCCCAAGGAGAUGCCUCCCUGACUAUCCUCAAUGUGACAGCCAGCGAUCACGGCAUUUAUUUCUGCCAGGUGACACUGUCCAGUGGGAAGGUUGUGAUGGGGAGUGGUACAAAGCUCAGGAUCAGAAGAGCACUGGGGUUGUUUGGCAUAGAAGAAUCCAUUGAAACAAUCAUCGGGGUUGUAGCAGUCGGUAUAGGAGGUUUGGUGGUUCUGAUUAUAGUUCUAACUCCUCGGUUGAGGAAGUGUCUCCUGUGCAUAAAACAAGCACCUCACCAAGCAUAACUUGAGCGGCAUGGUUACAGAAAAUACCAGAAGACUAAAUAGUUUCUUCCAUGUGUGUCGUAACUUGUCACAUUCUGUGAACCAAAAGGGGCAGUUUUUUGAGCUAUCCAUGUGUGCUGUCUA